AUGGAAGGCUUUGGUGAACCUGAUAGAGUAGAGAAUGCAAUGUGUGACGAUGACUCUGACCAGGAGCCUGUUGAUAUCAUCGGGGACAGUGACGACGACACAGGUGCCAAUCCACAUGCGCAACAUGGGCCUUCAAGUUCUGCUUCUCAACAUGCGGUUGAAGAACUAGUGAAAGAAGACAACAAGGAGGAUUUUGUGCUUAAAGGUGAAGAAAUAGUUGAAAGGAAAAUCAUUGAGGACGAAUACGAUUGCUACCCUCCACACUUCUCCACACUAAACUUGGAGGUUCUGGGUCAACAGGAGGACGGUGGUAACACGGUCGGGGGCUCUUCUACAGAAUUUCAGAUUGGGCAAUCUUUCCAGAAUAAAGAUGAGGCUGUGCUGAGUGUGAAGGACUAUAGCAUCCGGCAAGGUGUUGAGUAUAGAGUCAUCGAAUCAGAUCAUCUGAAGUAUUAUGGAAAAUGCAAUGAUCACCGUCAGCUAGAUUACCACGUUAUCUGUGCGAGGAUUCUUCCGUUGGUUAGGGCAGAUACUGCAGUUACGGUAAAGGUACUGCAACAAGCUACAGAAGCCAAUUAUGGUUUCAGGCCUAGUUACAGGAAGGUUUGGAUGGCGAAGCAAAAGGCAGUGGCACAAAUAUAUGGAGAUUGGGAAGAGUCAUACGCGGAGUUGCCACGUUGGAUGCUAGGAGUACAGUCAACAAUGGCCGGAACAAUAACCGUGUUGAAGACCUCUCUUGUUCGGCUUCGUGGUGAGGUUGAUGAGUCGACGGUGUACUUUCACCGAUUAUUCUGGACAUUCCCACCCUGUAUCGAGGCAUUCCAUCAUUGCAAGCCCCUCGUCAGUAUUGAUGGUACCCACUUGUAUGGCAAGUAUGGAGGGACACUGCUAUUGGCAAUAGCGCAGGAUGGGAACUCCAACAUCCUCCCCAUUGCAUUCGCCCUUGUGGAAGGAGAAAAUGUAGAGUCGUGGUCAUUCUUCUUGUCCAACCUACGAGAGCAUGUGACUCCUCAGGAGGGUAUCCUUGUAAUCUCUGACAGGCAUAACGGGAUCAAGGCAGCGCUUGAGGCACCUGAGACUGGGUGGCUGCCUCCACGUGCUUUCCGAGCGUACUGUAUUUGGCAUGUGGUAGCGAAUUUUGCCCUAACUUUCAAAGGUAAAGAUUCAAGGAGAAUGUUAGUGAAUGCUGCCUACGCAAAGACUGAAGCAGAGUUUUAUUACUGGCUUGACAUCAUGCGGACUGAGAAUCCAGCAAUGUAUGAAUGGGCCAAUCGGAAGGAGUACGACAAAUGGACCCAACAUGAGGAUAGUGGUAGACGGUUCGGGCACAUGACAACCAACAUCAGUGAAUGUGUGAACUCGGUCCUAAAGGGAACUCGAAACCUCCCGGUCACAUCGUUGGUUCAGUCAACUUACGGGAGGCUUGCUCAGCUUUUUGUGGUACGGGGACAAACAGUAGAUGCACAACUCGGAUCUGGUAAUGAAUUUUGCCAGGCAUUGGCCAAGGCAAUUGAUCGGAAUCUAAGAGACUCAAGGUGCUUCACUGUCACGUUAUACGACAGGCAUCAAUCGGAGUACACCGUGGCCGAGACAACACCAACCGGGCGCUUCUCGCUGGGUAGCUAUAGAGUUUCCCUUAAAGAUUACAGAUGCGACUGUGGCCACUUUCAGGCGCUGCAUUAUCCUUGUUGCCACGCCAUUGCAUGUUGCGCCUACUCCCGCCUUAAUUGGACGUCUUAUGUUCACGAGGUGUAUCGUAUGAGUGAAGUUUUCAACGUUUACAAGCAGGGUUUUGUUCCGCCUAUCCCGGAAGGCUUAUGGCCUCCAUAUGCUGGGCCAACCAUCAUUCCUGAUCCUAACAUGAGGCGUGCAAAGGAAGGUCGUCCAAGGGCAACCAGGAUCCGUGGUAGUAUGGAUCAGUCUCUGGAGAACCAGCCGAAGCGCUGUGGGCUAUGCCGUCAGGCUGGGCAUACACGGAGGAACUGUGACCAGCGAAGACAUACUACCGGGGGGAUGCGUAGAUGUCAUUACCUUGUUGUUUUACUUGUUUUAUGA
This is a messenger RNA of Arachis duranensis, 2055 nucleotides long. RefSeq lists its product as uncharacterized. Bases 1 to 2055 code for a protein of 684 amino acids. Lineage: Eukaryota; Viridiplantae; Streptophyta; Magnoliopsida; Fabales; Fabaceae. The record is from RefSeq and is a predicted model, not a curated record. The transcript has 4 exons. Gene Ontology annotation, molecular function: zinc ion binding.